UAAGGUCCCACUCCAAUAGGUCCCUGUCUGUGUCGUCCUGGGCUCCCCAGCUCUGGGCGCAGUGCUCCAGCUGGCGUCCCAAGAGUGGGGCACUCCUGGACAUUCUGGCCAUGCUGCUUUCUGUGCAGCCCAGGACAUCGCUGCGGAGAGCCAGGAAGCAGCCCGGGCGGCUGUCGCCGGUCGCCAGGCCCGUUGCCCAGGUGAGGGGACAGCGGCUGACGCCGCGGGCCCGCCGCGCUCUGCGGGCGACCGAAGGCUGUCCCGUCCGGCCUCCCGUCAGCGGCGGCGCUGCCCUGGUUACGGGCCGGGCCGGGCCGGGCGCGGCGGACUCGGCGCCGGGGCCGGAGCCGGGGCCGGGGCCGAGGCCGAGGCCGGAGCUGGGGCUCUCCGCCUUCCAGCGGGAGGGAGCUCCGAGCGGGGCCGUGAGCCGUCGGCCCCCGCGGUCAGGACGCAGCCGGCGGGGGAAGGCGGCCCCGGUGGUCGGCUGCGCCGCGGGGCCGUUCGCUGCCGCAGGAUGGAGGGCGCCGGGGCCGGCUUCGCCUCUGGAGGAAGCCAACGUGAUCCUGACGUUGUCUGCGAAAAACACUUGUUUAAAGGCAAACUGCCAGAGCCGCUCUUUCAGCUGGCGUGCAGUCACCACCAUUUCGCUUUCCCUGUGAGUCUCAAUGGGUUGUGCAUCUGGAACACAGCCACUGCUCAGCCAUUAUAUUUGUCAGGGCAUCAUUACUCAAUUUCUGCAUUGUCAUUUGGAAAUAAAAUCAAUCCACUUCUUGUCUGCUCUGCCUCUCAUGAACGUGUGAUAGUGUGGAAUCUUGAUGAAUGUACGCAGAAAGUGCAAGAAGGAUUUAGACCUCAAGGAAUUGUUAUAGGAACUCUUUUGGGAAUGGUGCUUCAUGUAAGAUUUAGUCCAGAUGAUCAACAAGUGGCAGUAUGUGCUGGAAAUCAUAUCUACAUGUUAAGUGCAAAGAAUGAAGCUAAACUAGCUGAAUUGGAUGGACAUCUGUCUCCAGUGACUGCUGCUGAGUUUUGCACAUGGGAGAAAAAUAUGCUCAUAUCAGUGUCAGAAGACAGAACCUUUAAGGUGUGGGACUAUUCUACCAGCCAGUUAAUAUAUCAGUCAGGAAUAAUAACAGCAGCAUUUCCUUUGCUAAGUCUGCUAAUUGAUGAAGAAAACAAACAGAUUAUCACUGGAUGUGCGGAGGGACAGCUUUGGAUCUUCAGUUUAAUCAGUGAUCAUAAUUACCGUUGUGUAGCACAUAUCGACUUAAAGAAAGAGCAAGAGAAAUUCUGUAAUAAAGUGUGGAAAUCUGGCAAAGAGAUAGGUGAAGGGCAAAAUAAUUCCAAGCUUUGCAAAACAGACAGCAUGAGACCAGAAGGAUCAGUGGAAACAUCAUUGCCUAUCCUCUUAAUUGAGCAUUGUGACUUUUUUGUAUGUUUCCAUAAUGAAGAAAACAUAUAUUCUGCCCAGAAUACUAGCUAUUUUUGGAUAGGAACCUCUACUGGCUUGUUAAUAAUUAAUUUGGCAAACUUUGAAUUAGAAGCUGUUUUAUCUUACAGAGAUUACAGUGACCUCAGCAUUUGGAUUGCCAGAUCAUGUGCAUUAACAAGGAAGGCAGGUAAUGGAAAGGUUUUAUGCUUGAUUGCCUCGAUGUUUGAAGAUAUGAUUGCUGUGUUGGAAGUUAACCUUGCUGCAUUGGUGAGAACUCAGCACAGUGAUUUUCUCCCAUGUGGAAAUGAGAAAAGUCUAUCAGUUAUUGCCAGGUGUACUUUAUUAGCAAAUUCUCCAUUGUGUAAAUGUUUAAAGAAGAACAUGAAAGAACCUUCUAAUAAAAUACUUGCAGUAAAGAACACAGAGAAGGAUAAACCAUUGGUUUUCCAUAAUAAAAUUAAGUCAUCAGGAUAUACAGCAGCACCACGAAUGGCCAUGUUUGCUCCAAAUACUAACCUGAAAAAAAAAGAGGCAUCAAAGUGGAAGACCAGUUGCAAAUGUAAAAAUAAAGAAUAUCCUUUGGAAAGUUAUCCUCCAAUCAAAUAUGAGAAAGAGAUAUCUGUUACUUGUAAACCAACCCCAAUUUUUUGUGUUCAAUAUUCUGGGGAUGGAGAGCUGCUGGCUUGUGGCCAAGCUGACAAAACUGUGCUGAUAUUCAAUUCCAAUCUCACUGGUGUGCAUAAUGUUUUUUCAGGUCAUGAUGGUGCAGUUAACUCUGUUGGCUGGAGUCAUGACAGGAAGUGGUUAGUUUCUGCAUCAGAAGACAGAACUUUAAGGGUCUGGUCAGUCUGCAAUAAGGAACCUACCCUAAUUCUGGGUAAAGAGAAGUUCCAUAAGACUGCAUGCUUUGCCCAGUUUUAUUUUAUAGAUACAUUUAUAUUGCUGUGUUGUGGAGCUGAAUUUCAUCUAUUAAGUUUCCAUCUAGACACAACCAAGGAUGACCUAAAACGAUACAAACAAAGGAGUGUUUGCAAAUUGGUACAGAAAUUUGCCAUGACUUCAGCAAUGGAGAUUACUAGCCUUUCAGCAGUAAAUGAGUUCUAUUCUUAUAUUGUACUUACAGCUGGCAGCAACCGAGCAUUGGAAAUUUUCGACCUCAAUGCAGGCUGCAGCACAGCAGUGAUACAGGAAGCUCAUGUUAGAGCAGUCCAUCAGAUUUGCCAAAAUAAGGGAUCAUCCUUCAGCACUCAGCAACCUGAAGCUUACAACCUUUUCCUGACCACAGCUGCAGGUGAUGGCAUCAAACUGUGGGAUUUAAGAACACUGAGGUGUGAACGUCGUUUUGAAGGGCACAGUAGCCGCUGCUAUCCAUGUGGAAUUGCAGUGUCUCCUUGUGGACGCUUUAUAGCCAGUGGAUCAGAUGACAAAUACGCUUACAUAUAUGAAAUGCGUUCAAGCACUUUUUUACAAAAACUGGGGAGACACACAGAAUCUGUAAUCAAUGUCAGUUUUAAUCCCUCAUCUCCACGGGUGAAAGAUGAGGAUGUCAUGUGGGCUCUUGUCAAAGGCCUUCAAAUGAGCCCAGGUGGAUGA
Molecule: messenger RNA, 3022 nt
Organism: Pyrgilauda ruficollis (rufous-necked snowfinch)
Lineage: Eukaryota; Metazoa; Chordata; Aves; Passeriformes; Passeridae
Gene: WDR27
Product: WD repeat domain 27
Exons: 24
Coding region: 515-3022 (835 amino acids)
Molecular function (GO): protein binding
Source: RefSeq, a predicted model, not a curated record